Molecule: messenger RNA, 349 nt
Organism: Phyllopteryx taeniolatus (common seadragon)
Lineage: Eukaryota; Metazoa; Chordata; Actinopteri; Syngnathiformes; Syngnathidae
Source: the annotation of a RefSeq genome assembly
AUGAACCUACUCACCUCUGUACUCCUAAUUACCGCCACCCUUUCUGCCAUCUUGGCCAUUAUCUCAUUCUGAGUACCCCAGAUAAAGCCAGACUCAGAAAAACUCUCACCCUACGAAUGCGGGUUCGACCCCCUUGGCUCCGCCCGGCUGCCUUUCUCCUUACGAUUUUUUUUAAUUGCCAUCUUGUUCCUACUCUUCGACCUCGAAAUUGCUCUUCUCCUCCCCCUCCCUUGAGCAAUUCAACUGGAGCACCCCCUAAUCACUUUCGCCUGAGCCUCUUCCGUACUAGCCCUCCUUACCUUAGGCUUAAUUUAUGAAUGACUUCAAGGGGGCCUAGAAUGAGCAGAAU